This is a messenger RNA of Rhinichthys klamathensis goyatoka, 1993 nucleotides long. It is a transcript of the gene gnb1a, whose product is annotated as guanine nucleotide binding protein (G protein), beta polypeptide 1a. Lineage: Eukaryota; Metazoa; Chordata; Actinopteri; Cypriniformes; Leuciscidae. Gene Ontology annotation, molecular function: signaling receptor complex adaptor activity; protein binding. The coding region runs from base 410 to 1432 and encodes 340 amino acids. The transcript is spliced from 11 exons. The record is from RefSeq and is a predicted model, not a curated record. Gene Ontology annotation, biological process: G protein-coupled receptor signaling pathway. Gene Ontology annotation, cellular component: heterotrimeric G-protein complex; cytoplasm.
AGCAGGGUCACUCACCGCGCCCAUCUCUGCUGUCUGAUGGCCGGAGCGAGAGCCUGACACACGGAACGCAGAAGAACCACUCCAGCACCGGAGAACGACGCGCGUGGGACGUACAGAAAGGCUAAAUUUGGACCGAGCGUUUGUUGGUCACAUUUACCACAAGGCGUUUGCGUGAAGCUUGCGUUAUUUGGGCAAGAAUCGGCGCGGUUGCAGCUGUCGCGGCUGCGGGUUCGGGGAGUGCCGCUCUCCGCUGACUGACUGACGGACUGUCUGCGGGUCGGGCAGCUGUGGAGCCCUCUUCGCUGUUUACAGUCAAUGAUACACACACAACGAACUGUCCCGAGAAAACACAGAUCAGUGCGAGCGGCAGUAAGCGGACGGAGUGAAGCCCAUCGUCUAGCAGAAGAAAAUGAGCGAACUCGACCAGUUGCGUCAGGAGGCUGAACAGCUGAAAAACCAGAUCAGAGAUGCACGGAAAGCAUGUGCGGAUGCCACCCUCUCUCAGAUCACAGCCAAUAUUGAGCCUGUGGGGCGGAUUCAGAUGCGCACUAGACGGACACUGAGGGGACACUUGGCAAAGAUCUACGCCAUGCACUGGGGCACUGACUCAAGGCUUCUUGUUAGUGCUUCCCAGGAUGGAAAACUUAUUAUCUGGGACAGCUAUACUACAAACAAGGUGCACGCCAUUCCUCUGCGCUCCUCGUGGGUGAUGACUUGUGCUUAUGCCCCGUCUGGGAACUACGUGGCCUGCGGAGGCUUGGACAACAUCUGCUCCAUCUACAACCUAAAGACCCGCGAGGGGAACGUGCGUGUCAGCCGUGAGUUGGCUGGACACACAGGCUAUCUGUCCUGCUGCCGUUUUCUGGAUGAUAACCAGAUCGUGACCAGCUCAGGCGACACCACCUGUGCUCUGUGGGACAUCGAGACCGGGCAGCAGACGACCACGUUCGCUGGUCACACCGGUGAUGUGAUGUCACUGUCUCUGGCCCCAGACACCCGUCUGUUUGUGUCGGGCGCGUGUGACGCCUCUGCCAAGCUGUGGGACGUCAGAGAAGGCAUGUGCAGACAAACCUUCACCGGCCACGAGUCCGACAUCAACGCUAUCUGUUUUUUCCCCAACGGAAAUGCAUUCGCCACGGGCUCGGACGACGCCACCUGCAGGCUGUUUGACCUGCGUGCCGAUCAGGAGCUGAUGGUUUAUUCUCACGACAACAUCAUCUGUGGGAUCACCUCCGUGGCCUUUUCCAAAAGCGGGCGCCUGCUGCUCGCCGGCUACGACGAUUUCAACUGCAACGUGUGGGAUGCUCUCAAAGCCGACCGCGCAGGGGUCUUGGCGGGUCACGAUAACCGCGUCAGCUGCUUGGGCGUCACUGAUGAUGGGAUGGCUGUGGCUACUGGCUCCUGGGAUAGUUUCCUGAAGAUCUGGAAUUAAAGCCGCAAGAUCGCAUCCGGACUCUUAAGGUUGACUGGAAGACCAUUCCAAAAUGAAAAUGUUCGAUUUUAUUCUCCUCUCUCCUUCUCAAACACAACAGAACUGACCCCUCGACAUCUAUACACGGCAAAAGAGCAAAAAUGUCUCCUUUGGAAAAGAAAAGAAAAGAAAAAAAGAGCACAAUUGUUACACUCAGCUAGAUUGUAGUUGGCAAGGGGAUUAAAGUUGAUAAUUGUGCAUCCUUCUGGGACCAUUUCUGAGAACAUAAAGACACUCAUUCCACUGCUCCGUCAUUAUGCUAACGUCAUCUCUCUUUAGCGUGAAAGCAGGCGUGUUUUCGUGCUCGAUAGCUUUAUGGGCCGUUUUUGGACCUCUUUGCCCCAGUCAGGAUCGCAGAUGUGCUUUUCUCUUCUAGUUUUGAAAUAUUUUGGGAUCAAAUUGGUAGUUAAAACUGUUAAAAUCCAUCUUUACGUAAAGGAUUUGAUCAGGGGUCCAUUAGCUGCUAUCAGGCCUGUAUAUUUAAUCCCGGGAAAUUUGAUUAACACAUUUUUUUUUUUUUUU